AUGGCCUGGAGGAAGGCGGUGCGGGUGGGACUUGGGGACAACCAUGAGCAGCUGCGCUGGUGCGAGAUGGACAAGAGGGACAAGUCCAGGGCAGGGGCCGCCGCGCGGCUCUUCGAGUUCUGGGAGCAGCGGGAGCUUCAGGGCGAGGGCCUCUGGCAGACCUCCAGGACCCCAGCAGCUGGGAGAGGGGAGCGGGCCCCUGCGAAGACCCCAGGCCCAGGCUGUAUCUCUAGCUCGGGGCAUGCCAGCGGGCCCACCAGGCCAGGCCCUCUUGGGCAGAAGGGGCUCCGGCCCCCAGCUGAGGAACCUGUGGCCAGAGGAAAAGCCCCUGAAGGGCCCAGAAGGAGCGCCCUGAGCGCUGGGGCACGGAGAGACUCUUCUGGGUCCACUCCAGCCGUCUCCUCCUCGGCCAUCUCCCGUCGAUCCCGGGCUGCGGGCGCUGAGGUGGGUGUCGCCCGGGCAGCUCCGAGUGGCCGGCCCCGGCCCCCGACCGAGGCUUCCAGGAAAUCAGUGAGCAGCGCCCCAGAGCGCAGCGCCGCGGAGCCGAGCCCUGCCAGCAGGAGGCGACCCAGCGCCGGCGGGGGCCUCCAGAGGCCAACCUUGCGCCCCCUGAGCUCCAGCGCCACUCCUCUGUCCUCCCCAGCCCGCUCCGGGGCUUCCCCGGCUGGAACACCCCGGGCUCUGGGGCAUCCCUCGCAGCCCAAGUCCAGAGGACUGCAGGCUCUACGCCCCCCGCAGGCCACACCCCCAAGGAAGGGCGCAGUCCCUGAACGGGGCUUUUCUCCUCCUUUGGCCACCUCCUCCCUACCCUGUCCUAUUGCACCGCCUUCCCAUAUCACAGCCACUCCCUUGAGGGGCUCGCUCCCACCGUCUCCACCGACCACGCCCCCUCCCCAGGCCCCUAUCCACCCGUUGGCCACGCCCCCUCCACUAGCCCCUCCUCCCUCUGCUCCACCCUCUCUGCCGACCCUCCCCUCUCCACCGGCCACACCUCCUUUGCAAGCUCCCCCCGCACAUCUGGGUACAUCUUUUCCGGAGGUAUCCGUCUCUUCUUCGGCCACGGCCACUUUUCUGACUUCAGUCCCUCCAUCAGUUUCACCCGCUCUGCAAAGUAUGCCCCCCACCGAGGCGUCUUUGGCUUUACCCCCUUUUCCAGCUCUCCCCUCUCCCUUGGCCACACCUCCUUUGUCGGGUCCUCUGCCACCAGCCACUGCCCCUCUACAAGCCCCUCUAUCUCAAGCAACAUCUCUGAGGAACCCGUCUUCUUCCCUAACCACACCCCCUCUUCAGGCUCCUUCUGCUCUGCCCACGCCCCCUCCGCAGGCUCCACCUCUGGCCUCGCUCCCUCUGCAGGCGCCUCUCUCUCCCCCUGCUUCACCCCCUCUGCAAGACCCUCCCUCCCCCCUGGCCACGCCCCCUCCGCGGGCUCCACCUUCCCUGGCCUUGCCCGCUUUGCAGACCCCUCCCUCUCCCCCUGCCUCACCCCCUCUGCAAGCCCCACGCCGCCCCCCAACCCCGGGUCCCGAUGCCCCAGUCUCGGGCCCACGGCUGACCCUGGCGCUGGCCCCGGGCCCACCGCCGCCACCCUCGCGCAGCCCUUCCAGUACGCUGAGCGGCCCGGACCUGGCGGGCCACAGCAGCAGCGCCACGAGCACGCCCGAAGAGCUGCGCGGCUACGACAGUGGGCCCGAGGGCGGCGCCGCAACCUCCCCGCCCGCCGAUGCGGAGCUCGCCGCCUGCCACCCGGCCGCCUGGAGCCGAGGUUCCGCUCCGCCGCUGGCCAUCCGCGGCACCUCAGGAGCGCCCCUGCCUUGGUCUCCUGCUGCUGGGUCGGGCUCUGCUGACGGCUUGUGCACCAUCUACGAGGCUGAAGGGCCCGAGUCCGCGGUCGUGCAGCACCUGCUGAGCCGGACGCUGCUGCUAGCUGCGGCCGAGGGUGCCGCGGGCGGCACCGGUGGCUCAGGGGACGCGGGGGGUGCCGGCAGCGCGGGGGGAGCCCGCACUGCGCUCAGCGACGCCGAACUGGGCCGCUGGGCCGAACUAUUGUCUCCCCUGGACGAGUCCCGCGCCAGCAUCACCUCAGUCACUAGCUUCUCCCCGGAUGAUGUGACUUCCCCGCAGGGUGACUGGACCGUGGUAGAGGUGGAGACCUUCCACUGA
Molecule: messenger RNA, 2160 nt
Organism: Lipotes vexillifer (Yangtze River dolphin)
Lineage: Eukaryota; Metazoa; Chordata; Mammalia; Artiodactyla; Lipotidae
Gene: PRR36
Product: proline rich 36
Exons: 9
Coding region: 1-2160 (719 amino acids)
Source: RefSeq, a predicted model, not a curated record